Molecule: messenger RNA, 2710 nt
Organism: Carlito syrichta (Philippine tarsier)
Lineage: Eukaryota; Metazoa; Chordata; Mammalia; Primates; Tarsiidae
Gene: PLXDC1
Product: plexin domain containing 1
Exons: 14
Coding region: 74-1507 (477 amino acids)
Source: RefSeq, a predicted model, not a curated record
CGAAGUAGGUCGGGGAGGGGCGAGGCGCUUGCGUGUCCUGACCUGGUUCCCUGCCGUCUAUCAGAGCUCCUAAAUGGAGGGUCACAAUGAAGGCCCAGGCUCAGGAUGGGCUGCUAAGAGGACCACGCGGGGCUGGAGCCGGAGAGCCCGGGAGAGCGCUGGGCAGAUGUCGGAGCCGGCCAAGACCCAGCUGAGCCAGGACCUGGGUGGGAACGCCCUGGCCAUCGACUCACUGCCAGAUAACAGGACCACAGUGGUGGAAGAUCACCACAGCUACUAUGUGUCCCGUCUGUAUGGUCCCAGCGAGCCCCGCAGCCAGGAACUGUGGGUGGAUGUGGCUGAGGCCAACCGGAGCCACGUGAAGGUCCACAGAAUACUCUCCAACACCCACCGGCAGGCUUCGAGAGUGGUCUUGUCCUUUGAUUUCCCUUUCUACGGGCAUCCUCUGCGGCAGAUCACCAUAGCAACUGGAGGCUUCAUCUUCACGGGCGACGUGAUCCAUCGGAUGCUCACGGCUACUCAAUACGUGGCGCCCCUGAUGGCCAACUUCAACCCGGGCUACUCAGACAACUCCACCAUUGCUUACUUCGACAAUGGGACAGUCUUUGUUGUUCAGUGGGACCACGUCUACCUCCAAGGCCGGGAAGACAGGGGCAGCUUCACCUUCCAGGCUGCUCUGCACCGAGACGGCCGCAUUGUCUUUGGCUACAAAGAGAUCCCAAUGUCAGUCCUGGAAAUCAGCUCCUCCCAGCAUCCCGUCAAAGCAGGCCUGUCGGACGCCUUCAUGAUUCUCAAUCCGGGCCCCGAUGUACCAGAGUCUCGGCGAAGGACGAUCUUCGAGUACCACCGUGUGGAGCUGGAUCCCAGCAAGAUCACCAGCAUGUCGGCCAUGGAAUUCACCCCGUUGCCAACCUGCCUGCAGCAUCCAAGCUGCGACGCCUGCCUGUCCUCGGACCUGACCUUCAACUGCAGCUGGUGCCACGUCCUCCAGAGGUGCUCCAGUGGCUUUGACCGCUACCGCCAGGAGUGGCUGUCCUACGGCUGUGCCCACGAGGCAGAGGGCAGGGUGUGCGAGGACUUCCAGGACGAGGACCAUUACUCGGCCUCCCCUGACAGUUCCUUCAGCCCCUCUGAUGGAGACCUCACCACCACCUCCUCCUCCGUCUUCCUUGACAGCCUCACCACGGAAGAUGACACCAAGUUGAAUCCCUAUGCAGGAGAAGACAGCCUUCAGAACACUCUGUCCCCCAAGACAAAGGGCGCCCCCGUGCACCUGGGCACCAUCGUGGGCAUCGUGCUGGCGGUCCUCCUCGUAGCGGCUAUCAUCCUGGCUGGGAUUUACAUCAACGGCCACCCCACUUCCAAUGCCGCGCUCUUCUUCAUUGAGCGGAGACCUCACCACUGGCCGGCCAUGAAGUUCCACAACCACCCCAACCACUCCACCUACACGGAGGUGGAGCCCUCGGGCCACGAGAAGGAAGGCUUCGUGGAGGCUGAGCAGUGCUGAGGACGCCAGGCCUCCCUUCGGAGGGGAGGAAAGAAGGCCUGGGGCCCGCAGAAGAGACAGUUAAAGAGGCCAAGUGGCUUUUCCUGGCCUCUCCCAGGUGCCCUGGGUCGAGAGGAUGCUGUGAUGGUUUAUGGCUGCAGGGCUGCAGCCUCGGCCUCACACCCCAGAUACCGGCAAGGGGGCAGAGAAGCGACCACGUGGGCUUUGUAAGGGAACAGUGACCUAAUCGCAUCCUGUUUCCAUGCAAGGGCUCUCCCCUUCAAGAUCUCAAUGGUCUACACUGUCACAGUCCCUGAGACAGCCAGAUGCCCUGCUCCCCAUCACCUAAAGCCCCUGCAUAUGACCCAAAUGAACUAAAGUCUAAACCGGGCUGCUGUGUGCCGGGGUCCACAGACUCAAGGGCUGGUCCUCAUGGCUGCAGGCAGCAUGUCGGCCCUGACUUCGAUGGCUAGUCAAGUCUGAAGAAGGUUCUCUCUGUGUGUUCAACACAGGCAGGGCCACUUCUGAGCCUCGGGACAUGUCAUCAUGGGAGGAAAGCCAAACAAGAGUAAAAAACUUGUAGGGAGGGAUGGCAUCUAUAGGUUUUGCACCUGUACCCUGUUCUUUCUGCUCAAAACCAGAAACUUCUGCAUUCAAACCUGUGUAGCUGACAUCCUGGGCUCCACCAUGGCCCACAGCCCAGUCUCCCCCAGGCCCAUGCACAGCCCCGGUUACCACGUCGGGCUCCUUAUUCCAGAGACAUAUUUGGUAUCCAGUUUAUUCACUGGCCCGUUCCUCUGUCAAUGCCAAUCCAUAUCUCUAAAGACAGGGCUUGCCCAACUCACAUUGUCCUCCCCUGAACUGGAUUUUAUAACCACUGAAGACAAAUGGGGUGACUAGGGAGCUCCUUAGACGCGCUUGCGAGAACUUCAGGGAGAUUCUGUUGAGACACAAGGUGCUGGGAUAUUUGGGACACCAGCAGCUGGCAUGCAUGGAGAUUAGGGACUUUCCACAAGACCUUGACCUGGAAAGUUGCCGCCCUUGACCCAGCUCCACAAGAAGUUUUUGGGACAGGGAGUUUAGGCUCCCAGAUUUCACCUGGUUUGAAGAGUAUUCUUUCCCAGUGAUGAGUUGGAGCUAUUUCUGGAAGGGCAUUUAAAUAGCAUCUAAGGUUGGGCGUGGUGGCUCACAUUUAUAAUCCCAGCACUUUGGAAGGCCGAGGUG